GCGAUCGAGCCUUCAAAACAAUGAUUUUGCUUGCGAAAUAUCAUUAAUUAAAUUGUAAUAAAUAUAGACAGCUUUAAAAUGCUAUCUCGUCAAGUACUUUUUCUACGUGGAUUCAAUCAUUCGAGGAAUUUUAGAGUGAAACAAUUUGAGAACUUGACAAGGAAUAUAAAAAGUAAGAGACCAGAGGAUUAUAAGCUUACACCUGUAACUAAUUCACCGACAUACAUACAGGAAGGCUUGAUAGCUAGAUGUGGAUUAUUCACAGCCGUUUUUUGCACAUCAUGUUUUGUGGGUGCUUCAAUUUCUGAAUAUGAAAGGAUUAGAAGAAGAGCCGUUAAUGCACUUCGGAAUGCAAAUCCUUUGGAAUGGAUGAGAAAGCAUCAAAAUUCAAUUAAUGAUAAGCAGAAAGAACUGAAUGAUGAAAUAGCUAAAUUAAAGAGGAAUUUAAAUCAGAUGUGGAACCAAUUAACACCGGGAGAGAAAGUAUGGGCUCCAAUUUUAGUUGCUAAUGUGAUAGUUUUUGGACUUUGGCGAGUUCCAUCAUUAAGAGCAACGAUGUUAAGACAUUUUGCAUCAAAUCCAGCAAGUCAGGGCAUUUCAGUUUACUCAAGCAUGUUCUUUUCGACUUUCAGUCACUAUUCAUUAUUUCAUUUAUUUGCGAAUAUGUACGUUCUGCACAGCUUUUCAUCAGCUGUAAACAGUUUAGGAUAUGAACAAUUUAUAGCUCUUUAUUUAAGUGCCGGAGUUCUUUCAUCUUUCACUAGUUAUGCCUUUAAAGCUUUAACUUAUUCACCUGGAUACUCAUUGGGUGCAUCUGGUGCUAUUAUGGCAAUUUUAGCGUACGUAUGCGCUCAAUAUCCAGACACAAAGUUAUCUAUCAUGUUUAUUCCACAAUGGCAGUUUUCAGCAGAAUCUGCCAUUAGAUUUAUAAUAUGUCUUGAUUUAGCGGGUCUUGCAUUUCGAUGGAAGCUCUUUGAUCAUGCUGCUCAUUUAGGUGGUGCCGCUAUUGGACUUUUUUGGUGUUAUUAUGGAAAAGAUAAAUUGUGGCCACAGCGUGAGCACUUAGUAAGUCUUUGGCAUCAAUUUCGAGGAAAGCCUAUUAAAUAAAUUGACGACUCUUUGUUCAUCUAUAAAACAUAUGCUGCAAUAAAUGUCAUUCAAAAGCGA
This is a messenger RNA of Chironomus riparius, 1167 nucleotides long. The record is from the annotation of a GenBank genome assembly. Lineage: Eukaryota; Metazoa; Arthropoda; Insecta; Diptera; Chironomidae.